GCCGUGCUAAGAUUAAUGGGGGAGAGGUGAGAGCUCGGAGGCGCGGCGCUUAGGUCGAAUGGGGAUGGAUCCACUGUCCACGAAUUCCGAUGCGCAUUUCCUCGCGCCGGCGUCCGAGGACGAUGGUGCCGCCGCGGCCGCGUACAGCAAUCGCCAGCCUUUUCUCAUCGGUGUUGCUGGCGGUACUGCCUCCGGAAAGACCACGGUUUGUAACAUGAUCAUACAGCAGCUACACGAUCAUAGGGUGGUGCUCGUGAAUCAGGAUUCGUUUUACCGGGGCCUCACUGCGGAAGAACACGGGCACGUCAGCGAAUAUAACUUUGAUCAUCCUGACGCGUUUGAUACCGAACAGCUUUUGCAAUGCGUUGGAAGUCUUCUCAAGUGCCAGCCCGUGCAAAUUCCCAUUUACGAUUUCAAGCUCCAUCGGCGGUGCAGUGACACCUUUCGCCAGGUGAAUGCAGCAGAUGUUAUAAUCCUGGAAGGAAUCCUGGUUUUCCAUGACAGUCGCGUUCGUGAUCUGAUGAACAUGAAGAUUUUUGUCGACACAGAUGCUGAUGUCAGGCUGGCGAGGAGGAUAAGAAGGGACACCUGCGAAAGAGGAAGGGGUGUAGAAAGUGUUCUCCAACAGUACGCCAAGUUUGUAAAGCCUUCAUUUGACGACUUUAUCCUGCCCACUAAGAAAUAUGCGGACGUCAUUAUACCCCGCGGAGGCGACAAUCACGUUGCCAUUGAUCUGAUUGUCCAGCAUAUCCACACUAAACUUGGGCAGCAUGACCUGACGAAGAUUUACUCUAACGUCUAUGUGAUCCAAUCUACUUACCAGAUUCGUGGAAUGCACACUUUAAUCCGUGACCAGGAAACCACUAAGCAUGACUUUGUUUUUUACGCGGACAGGCUGAUACGCUUGGUGGUCGAACAUGGUCUGGGUCAUCUCCCAUUCCAGGAAAAACAAGUGAUUACUCCAACAGGUUCUGUCUACACUGGAGUGGACUUUUGCAAGAAACUGUGUGGUGUAUCGAUCAUUCGGAGCGGGGAACGUAUGGAGAACGCUCUGCGUGCCUGUUGCAAGGGAAUAAAAAUCGGCAAGAUUCUUAUACACCGGGAGGGCGACAAUGGAAAACAAGUAAAAGCUUCAUCAGAGCAUUCACUCCUACAGGCACCGGAGGGAAUCCACGUAGUUUGCAAGAAGUAUCCGACCCUCAAGAUCGUCACCUCGGAGAUUGACGAUGGUAUCAACGACGACUAUAGAGUGGUGCCAGGCAUGGGUGAGUUUGGCGACAGAUACUUUGGAACAGAUGAAGACAUGGUUUUUUAUGAAAGGCCUGUGAAAACCGUCGAGGUUUUACUAGCGUAUCGCGGCUAGCAACAUUUUGUAGCAAGGAUCGAGACAAGAACCAGCAGCAACCAAAGAGUAAAAAGAAAUAAGACAAUCCCCGAUAGGUUUUCUUUCACGCGGUAAGAAGAAUCCAGUGGGGGUAAACGUGUGUAUAUAUAUAAUAUGGCUGCUCUUGCUGCAAGGCGCAUGAAUCCAACAAAAGGUCCAAUAUUCAUAGUUAAACUUUAACCUCUUUAGUGUUCAGAAAUAAAUUCUAUUAAAUAAAUAAAAGAGAAUUUUUGCUUUAA
This is a messenger RNA of Selaginella moellendorffii, 1623 nucleotides long. Its product is annotated as uridine kinase-like protein 1, chloroplastic. Gene Ontology annotation, molecular function: kinase activity; ATP binding. The coding region runs from base 59 to 1363 and encodes 434 amino acids. Gene Ontology annotation, cellular component: cytoplasm. The transcript is spliced from 13 exons. The record is from RefSeq and is a predicted model, not a curated record. NCBI's taxonomy places the organism in Eukaryota, Viridiplantae, Streptophyta, Lycopodiopsida, Selaginellales, Selaginellaceae.